UACAUAUAUUUAUAUAUUACAUUUCUAUAAAUAUAUUUAAAUAAAUAGAAUUCUCUCUCUGUUUUCACUACUACUCUCUCUCUCUCUCUCUCUCUCUCUCGUAGGGCGAGAAUUGGGAACGUUAAGCGUCCGAAAGAUUUAGUAGUUAUUGAAGAUGGGUUUCAAUUCAGUUUAUAAGGCAUUGCAGGAGGUUUUUCCACAGCUUGAUGCUCGGAUACUAAGGGCUGUAGCUAUUGAGCACUCUAAGGAUGCUGAUGCAGCCGUGGAGGCUGUUCUUGUCGAGGUCAUCCCCUAUAUCUCCAAACGGUCCCCGGAACCCUGCUCUUCUAAUGACAAUGGUGUUUUGCUGGAACAGUCAAGAGGUAAUACCUCUGCGAAACGGUCCUCAUCACCCUGCUCUUCUAAUGAGAAUGAUGUUUUGCUGCAACAGUCAAGAGGUUCAACAAGCUGGGAUGAGUCUUUAAAUGGUUCUUCAUAUUAUGAUAUAAAUGUUGGUCAAGAUCAAGUAUGCGGAUCUAAUGGAAUUGAGGAAUUGACUUCAUUAGGGAAGCGUGAAGAACAUAGCGUCAAAGUUGGAUCUGAUCUGACCUCCCAAGUCUCAUCAAUCACAUUGAUAGAUGAAAAUGAUGCAAACGAUGAUCAUGAACAAGUAGGUGGAAACACUGAAAGUGAAGUAGCCAUUUCAGUAGGGAAGUAUCAGGAAAGUAGUGUCGACGUUGGCUCUGAUGAGAAUUUACUUGUUUCAUCAACCACUUUGGAGCAUGAGAAUCGUGGUGUAAAUGGAAGCAUAAAUGAUAUAAUACAUUCUGAUUGUGAAGGUACUGAAGGAUGUGGUGCUUGUCAUUGUAAUAUGGCUGUUGAUGAGGGAAACAGUCAAGAUCAAUCUUGUUUAGAGGGAAAUGCAUUGGAGGUUGAAAAUUCUGUGGUUCAGCUGGCUCUAUCACCUGUUCAAGAAGAGACACUGAUUUCUCCUAAAACCAGUGAUCAGUUGGUAGUUGUGUCUGACUUGCUAAUUACUGGUUGUGAGAAACCAGAACCAAGUGAUUCUUUGGAUGUUGCUUCCAAGGAAGAUACAUAUGUUGGUGAAAUGAUUGCUCUGGAGGAUGAGUCAACCUUGAACACUAGUGUUACCAGAUCUGGCCAAAUUUGUAGAAUUGAUCUUCUUGAGAAUAUUAUUGAAGAUGCAAGAAGUAACAAGAAAACCUUGUUUUCAGCUGUGGAGUCAGUUAUCAGCUUGAUGAGAGAAGUGGAAGAUCAAGAGAAUGCUGCAGAACAAGCCAAGGAGGAAGCUAUUAGAGGGGGCUUGGAUAUUCUCACCAAGGUGGAAGACCUCAAAAAAAUGCUGCAUAAUGCAAAGGAAGCAAAUGACAUGCAUGCGGGAGAAGUAUAUGGAGAGAAGGCCAUUCUAGCUACUGAAGUAAAGGAACUUCAAUCUCGCCUGCUUAGUUUGUCAGAUGAAAGGGACAAAUCCCUUGCAAUUCUUGAUGAGAUGCGUCAAACUCUCGAGUUACGAUUAGCUGCAGCAGAAAAAGUUAGAGAAGCAGCGGAGCAGGAAAGGCUAGAAAAGGUAAAAUCUGCACAAAAUGCACUUGCUGAGCAAGAACUUGUAAUGGAGAAGGUGGUUGAGGAGUCGAAGAUACUGAAGCAAGAAGCAGAGGAGAAUUCCAAGUUACAAGAGUUCCUUGUGGACCGUGGCCGUGUUGUCGAUAUGUUGCAAGGAGAAAUCUCUGUCAUUUGCCAGGAUGUAUUGUUGCUGAAAGAGAAGUUUGAUGAGCGCGUUCCACUUAGCAAAUCUCUUUCUUCCAGUCAGACAAGCUGCAUCUUAGCCUCUUCAGGCUCAUCCCUGAAAAGCUUGGCACCAGAUCAGGUUCCUGAGCAAGAUGAGCCGUCUGAGACCCCAACGAAGACGAGCCCAAAUGCCUCUGUUGAUGACCAGCUUUUCCUUGUAGGGGAGGGGGCUAAAGAUGAUGGCAAGGCACUUGUGGAGGAUGGAUGGGAAUUUUUUGACAACCGCGAAUUCUACAUUUGAACUCCAUGCAUUGUGGACAAAACAGAAUGAGAGAACUAUACAGAUUCUAUGAUACGUUAUUUGGGGUAGUUAGUUCCAAGUCUGCUUCACUAUUUUCUAAAUAAGUUUUUGUUAGCAUAUAUAGUAUUUCUGAAUAUUCUAUACUGAUCAGGUACAAUGAAAGUUCUAUGGUGGACUGCAAAUUACUAUUUCCACAGUUCAGUUGUACAGCAUAGAUAUAUAAAUAAUAGUGGGAAUAUAUAUAUAUUAUUGGCAUGGUUA
Cornus florida is the source of this 2290-nucleotide messenger RNA. RefSeq lists its product as uncharacterized. NCBI's taxonomy places the organism in Eukaryota, Viridiplantae, Streptophyta, Magnoliopsida, Cornales, Cornaceae. Gene Ontology annotation, molecular function: ubiquitin binding. The transcript has 9 exons. The record is from RefSeq and is a predicted model, not a curated record. The coding region runs from base 155 to 2029 and encodes 624 amino acids.